GUGGCAGUACGAUGCCCCGACCGUCAGACUCGGUGUGGGUCCAUUUUCGGCGCGAUGACGCGCGCCGGUCCAUCUGCAAGUACUGCCACCACAACAUGGUCGGGUUAGUCAAACGAAUGCGUGUGCACUUGGCCAAGAGGUGUCCAGACUGUCCGCCUUCUGUCCGUGUCGAGAUUCUCGCGUCAGAAGCGGAGGGGGCGAAGAAGGGAUUGCUCGCCGCCAGCUUGAAUCACGGUGGUGGCCCAGCUGCGUUUCUCGCAUCGCUUGACCACCCGUCGUCAUACAAGGUCCACGCGGCAUCGACCGCUAUGCAGGAUAGCGCCAAGACGAAGAAACGUAAAGUUCCUUCCUUUGCUUCCGAUCACGCAAUGCCAUCCUCCACCAUCAACAAGCACGACUUGCAAAGCCUCGUUGCAAAAGCCUUGUUUGGCGCGGGUCUUUCCGUGUCGUUGGUGGAGGACCCGUCGUUCCAUCGGCUGUUGAAACGUGUGGCGCCGUCGAUUCCCCUUUCCACGAUGGCGAUGUUGUCCCAACUCGACACAGAGUUCCAGGACCUGCAAGCUCGGGUUCGCGCUGACCUGAACGACAUGACGUCGGUGUGCUUGGGCAUUGAAAGUUGGUCCUUCGCGCACAACCGGUCCGUGCUGUCGUGCACAGUGUACACGCCCCAUCCGGUCGUGUUCGACCUAGAUGCGACGCGCGAACACGCGCACUCGGUGAACGCGCUCUUCCACCGCAUCGAGUCGUACGUGUUGUCCGUCGGUCUCGACAAAGUGUCGACUGUAGUCGCAGACGUCGGCGGCACCCCCGUCAUGAAAGACGCGACGGAUCUCCUCGCGACCAAGUACCCCCACUUGGCAAUCCUACCAUCCUGCGCGCACGCAUUCGACGCCAUGAUGACCGACCUCCUCGAUCUUCCUGCCUUCCACAGCCUCUACACCGUGUGCAAACAAGUGUCGGCGUACUUUGGUCGGAACCAUGUGCACCGAGACCGCUUUGUGCGCGUCGCGCACGAGCUCAACAUCGAAGACAUGGACGCCACGUCGUCGCCGUGUCAUGCGGGUGUGUUUUUUGGGCUCGUGGAUAUUCCCGACACCACCACGACACCGCCGCCAUCGACCAUCUUGGCGUGCGUGUGGGCCAUGGAGCGGUAUCGUCAUGUGUUUGACGUCCUCUUGGCCGAAGACUUUGGUGCGCUCGAUUCGCUCGAGUUGGCGGUGCGCGACCACCUGAGCAACCUCGCGUGGUGGACGUCGGUCGUGCAAUUCAAAAUCAUGUUUGCGCCGUUCGUGGACAUUCUCGACACACUGGAAGGCAGCACGUUUACGUCGCUCGCGACCUUUUACCACAAGUUUACGCUCUUGCGGUCGCACUUGCAGACGUUCUCGGUCGCGACCGACGUCACGCGCAUCGUGUCCAAGCACUGGGCAACGAUGCGCCAUCCUGCCAUGUACACGGCGUUUCUGCUCGACCCGCGGUACACCCCGUCGACGCUUGGCAGCGACGAAAUGAACGACGCACUGACGUUUCUCAAACACGUGUCGUCGCCCGCCGGCUUUGCCAACUUGAUUACGGAGCUCACGCGGUACACAGGUCGCUGCGACGGCGUGUUUGCGGACGAUGCCGUGUGGGAAUCGGCCAAGCAUUGCUCGCCGCUGCAGUGGUGGAAAGGAUUCCUCGGCAGCUCGUGCCCUCAUCUCCAGACAGUCGCCCUGCGCGUGCUGUGCUUUCCAGCCUCCGCCGCCAUCUCACGGACACAUCGAGCCAAAGUCGACGCCAUGCAUGUUGCCAACGACAAGGCCCUGAACGACGACCAAGCGGUGAAAGCGGCAUACGUGUUCCUCAACUUGAAUAUGUCCAACGCCAUGGAACAACAUGGCGCUGCUUCGAACAAGGUCGACACCACGACAGGGACUGGGUUGUGCCUUUGACCACAAGUUACGUGGCACGUACAAGCGGAGAUGGCCGUGUGGUUUGGAGGCCCUGUGGCCAUUGUACAUGGCUGGGAUUGCCUUAGCAAGCUGCGCCGUUGCCAAGUCUUGGGGCAGUUGAAGCAGACUGUAGUUGCAUAAACUCGAUGGAUGUUUGAUGUCAUGCACGCUCUCAAA
Aphanomyces invadans is the source of this 2108-nucleotide messenger RNA. RefSeq lists its product as hypothetical. Gene Ontology annotation, molecular function: protein dimerization activity; DNA binding. The transcript has a single exon. NCBI's taxonomy places the organism in Eukaryota, Oomycota, Saprolegniomycetes, Saprolegniales, Verrucalvaceae. The record is from RefSeq and is a predicted model, not a curated record. The coding region runs from base 12 to 1931 and encodes 639 amino acids.